AUGGGUCCACGACAAUUGAUCGAACGACAAUUAGUCGAACGACAAUUGGGCGACGUCAAUUGGUCGCAGCGACAAUUGGGCGCUACGACAAUUAGUCGCAGGGUAGAAUUGGUCGCAAUGCUGAAAAAUAAAAUUACCGAAAAUUUUUACUAGGAUCGUAAAGAAAUAACACACAAAGAUCUAGAAACUGACUAAAAAUCUAUUCAAGCGCAUGGAUAUCAGAUAUGAGAGGAAAUACGAAUGUUUCCUGAAUUCUUGGAUUUGUGUAUAAAAUAUUACACCGGAUCAAGUAGUAGCUAUUUCAAAAAUUUUGCACCAUCCAUAUAACUUUCCCCCAUUUCGAGGUCUUUAUCUGUUGCGACUUUUGCUGUUCCACAAGGAAUAUAGUUCUCAUCUUCUUGUAACAUUUCCAUAAAUUCAAAUGUUAAUAUUAAAUUUUUGCUAACUUAUAAGGUUAUCUACUUUUCUAUUCUGCAGGCAACAUCCACAUUUCUCACAUGCUAUCUCCGUCCUUACGCUGUGCUGUGUGAUUGAGUCUAAUGUGUGUAGACUGAAGUUUGUGGAGAAGUGAAAAAGAGCUAGACUUCUGUUAAACAUUCGACCAAUUCUACAUUGCGACUAAUUGUCGUAGCGCCCAAUUGUCGCUACGACCAAUUGACGUUGCCCAAUUGUCGUUCGACCAAUUGUCGCUCGCCCUACAAGAAUAUAUGAUAAUUCUGUUCGAUAAGUCUUGAAUAGAUAAUUAAAAUAUAGAUGAAUUUACUUUUACAACAAAUCAACAAUAUGAAAAGAAACAUUUUCUUAUUUAUUAUAUCGAUUGUUUUUUUUCGUUCGAGAAAUAAAUUUUCUAAAAAUUGUUUGUACUUUAGAUAAAUUUUAAUCUGUUCGUUCUAUCUGUAUCUGUCAUAUUAUAAUUAAUAUUUAUCAAAAAAAAAAAAAAAAAAGAUUCGUUCAAAAUUCUAAUCAAGUUUAGAUCUGAAAAGACAAACAAUCAAACAAAUUUGAUCAUUUAUUAAUAAAAUUAUGCUUAAGAUCAUCUAUCAAUACCGAUCAUAAUCAUUAUUUUCAUUUAAAAUAUUGUUUUUUUUUGUUGAAUUUCGAUGAUAAUCAUUCAAUGUUAAUAUUCAAUUAUUUUAAAGAGAAAAAAAAAUCAUCAAUAUAAAUCUAAAUAUUGUUAAUAUUAUAUUUGAAUGAUCUAUUUUAGUUAUAAUAAUAAAACGUCUACUGAGAUAUUCAUAUCUCGGU
This is a messenger RNA of Rotaria sordida, 1245 nucleotides long. NCBI's taxonomy places the organism in Eukaryota, Metazoa, Rotifera, Eurotatoria, Philodinida, Philodinidae. The record is from the annotation of a GenBank genome assembly.